Molecule: messenger RNA, 1818 nt
Organism: Fusarium sp. VM40
Lineage: Eukaryota; Fungi; Ascomycota; Sordariomycetes; Hypocreales; Nectriaceae
Source: the annotation of a GenBank genome assembly
AUGUCGUCAAAAGUGCGCUCCAACGCGGGCUGCUGGACGUGUCGUCUUCGUCGCAAGAAAUGCGAUGAGAAACGCCCUGUCUGCGACUCUUGUGGCAGUCUUGGGAUCACCUGCUACUUUGACGAUGAGAAGCCUGAAUGGAUGGAUGGCGGCCCAAAGCAGAAGGCCAUGGCGGAGAAGAUCAAGGCUCAGGUUAAGAAACAAGCCAGUCAACGUCGCGACCGCAAGUACAUGGAGAUGCUUGAAGCCGGUACUCGCGAUGUCACUCUACAAACAGAAAACAGCCAAGACAAGCAACAGCCUCACGACCACGGCAUGUCCGCUGCAUCCGACUCAGAUCCUCACUCAGGCCAUGAGUUUGGAUCUACUCCUGCUUCGAGCAACACCAGUGGCGCCUCACCCCCCGACAUGCCCUGGCACAGUCACUUCUCAGUCCCGACUGACGAUCCUAGUAGCUCGACUGGCGCCAGUACUGAGAUUCACUUCAUCAUGAUCUACCUCGACUAUGUCUUCCCUCACCUGUUCCCCUUCUACCGCCCUCCCAUCCUCGCUGGCGGUCGUGGCUGGGUACUCGACGUUCUUCAGAGCAACAAGUCUGUCUGGCACACAGCCAUCUCACUCACUUCGUACUAUUUCAGCAUCGUCAUGGCCGACGGCAAUAUCCAGCACAAGGAGUGCACAAAUCGCAUGGCUCACCAGUUACAGUCCCAGCUUGAAAUGGGUUUGAGAGAACUACAGCGUGAGAUGACAGCUGUAAACCACAAGGUCUCUUGUGCUAGUGCCAGAGAUAGACUUCUUGUCCUCCAAGCAAUUUUACAGAUGCUCAUCUUUGAGGUAUCAAUAAGCAACAAGGAUCAUUGGAAGAUGCACCUCGACGCUGCUAUCACCAUGUUCCAGCAGAUCCUUCCUCAACCCGAGAAAUGGGGUGAGACAAUGGAGGCUCUUUACAGCUUCCGUUGGCCACCACCAGAGAUGGGCUUGCGUCGACCCUUCAGCACAAACCAAGCUGCCCUUCGCUUCUUCACAGCCAAUGUACUCUACAUCGAUGUCAUGUCCAGCAUUACACUCGAGCAGGCACCGCGUCUUCAGAAAUACCAGGACAAUAUCAUGCCCAGUUGCAAAACCUACGUUGCACCAGAAGCGGCCCGGAUCUCGGGAUCUCUUUUCAUGGAAGAAUAUGUCGGUCUUCACAAUUGGGUUGUCCAGAUCCUUGGUGAUAUUGCUGCACUCGAUGCCUGGAAGAAGGAGCAGAAGAAGAAAAACUCGUUGUCAAUAAACGAGCUUGUUCAGCGAGGCAAGAUUAUGGAAGAUGCAAUCAAGGGGGGCCUCAGUAUGGUUGAAGCGCAGACCCAAUUGCCCGUCCCUCUUCAUGAUAUCGGCAUGUAUCUUGUCUCCAAUCAUGUGCAGAACAACGAUACCAAGAUUAAGCAAGCCCCUGCCGUUGCCGUCAACAGUCUCAUCUGGCUUCAAGCAGCCCUCACAUACCUUCACGUGGUCAUCUCCGGCUGGCAGCCAUCCUGUCCCGAAAUUCGAUGCUCCGUUGCCCGCAUGACCGAACUCCUGACGACCCUCCCAUCAGAUACCUGCCUCCGAACCCUGGUCUGGCCCUUCUGUAUUGCCGGAUGCCUCUCACCUCCAGAAGACGAGGAUAAGUACCGCGAAAUGGUGGAGCGUAUGGGGCCGAUUAGUGUGUUUGGCACGGUUAGGGAGGCACUUGAGGUUAUGGAAAAGGUCUGGUUGAAACGAGACCAGAUCGAUGAGAGUUGGGACAUGGCCAAGUGCCUGCAGGUCCUUGGACAUGGAGUUUUGCUGAUUUGA